CUUGAACGUACAGAAUCUACUCCACCAUGGACAUUUUUUCGAAAUUUGCCACGAAAAAGCGGCCGUCGCCAUCGGCGGCUGUUGCUCCUGCCUUGGAGAAAGUAGAACCAGUCACGCAAGGAGAAAGCACUUCUUCUAUUGGUGAUGCGCAAGACCUUCAGAAGAAGGGAAAGGACAAAUCCCUAUCAUGCGAAGGAGCUCCGAGAGAAGGAGAACCAGAAGCAGACCCUGCACCUCCAGAAGACGGCGCUUUGCAGACAAUACCAGCAGCGGUAGUUCCUUCAUCUGAGCCCCCUGCGAAAAAGAGGAAGAAGAAAAAAUCAUCAAAGCUUAGUGCGAACAAAACCUCCGCCUGCCCCUCCUCGGAGAGCAAAAAUGAACAAGCUGCCGGGGACCACGGAGUAGACCAGCCGAAAGAUGAUGAAUCAACAGCUGGUGUUGACCACCGCGAGGCAACUAUAUUACAGCCAGAGGCACAAAGACAAACCCCACAUCAACCCCCGGCACAGCAGCAGCAGCCGUACACCUCCGCGACCCACAUCAUGCCGAAGAUGCCCUCGCUUUCUGCCACGGUGGAGUGGGAGCAGUUUGAUAUCGAGGCCAAGUCCAGCGCCGUGAACUGUGUCCACGAGAUGGUGAAGCCGAAGGGGUACGAGUCCCCGGCCCUGACAAAGGAUUUCAAGCCCGCCAAGCAGUACCCCUACACGUUGGACACCUUCCAGCGUCGCGCCAUCGACUGUCUGGAGAAGCGGGAGACGGUUCUCGUCUCUGCCCACACUUCCGCGGGGAAAACCACCGUGGCAGAGUACGCGAUUGCCAUGGCGUGCCGGGAUAACCAGCGGAUCAUCUACACGAGUCCAAUCAAGGCGCUGUCGAACCAAAAAUACCGGGACUUGUGCGACGAAUUUGAGGACGUGGGGCUGAUGACGGGCGACGUGACGAUCAAGCCAAAUGCGAGCAUUAUGAUCAUGACCACCGAGAUUCUUCGGUCCAUGCUCUACCGCGGGUCCGAACUCUGCCGCGAAAUGGCCUGGGUGGUGUUUGACGAGGUACUUUUUCUAGUUUUGUCGGGUUUUGUUUGAAGUUGUAUAUGUAUUUCUGGAUCAACAUUUUUCGUGAAGCAGAUGUAAGAAAAUUUCUCCUCUGUGCAUACUUACGCAUGUAGCGAGUCUGUCACAACCCUAUCCUCUGCCGUAGUUUCAUCAUCUUCCGCGUAUACUUUGACUGACAGCACUGUCAACAACUGCCAUUUCUUUGCAAGAAUCUGCAAAUAGAACCUCCACAAACGGGAAAAUAGAUUUAAAAAAAACUGCUUCCUCCGUUACUGCACUUACAUAUAUACGGGAUUGAUAAAAUCUACCAGGUCCACUACAUGAAAGACCGGGAGCGAGGCGUCGUGUGGGAAGAGACUAUGAUCCUCCUCCCCGACACUAUUCGCAUGGUUUUUCUCUCCGCGACCAUUCCAAACGCGAACGAGUUUGCCGAAUGGAUUUGCCGGAUCAAGCAUCAGCCGUGUCACUUGAUUUACACCGACUACCGACCGGUGCCGUUGCAGCAUUAUCUGUUCCCGUCUGGGUCCGACCAGGUGUAUUUGGUUUUGGACGAAUUGGGAAAUUUCCGGGAGGAAAACUACCAGAAGGCUAUUUUGACCAUGCAAUCGGUAUCAAAUGCAAAUAUGUCAUCUGGGUCUGGAAGUACGUUGGAAGACUUGUCAUGCCGGUUUUAUUCCAGGUCGCGUGAGGUCUGUCAUACAUGACCCAGCAUGACAGAUUCUCCCCGACCUCUAUCAUGCCUCGUCUGGAUGAGAAACUUCCUCUCAGCUUGUGUCCAAAUUGGGCAGCUUUUGGGAAUCAUGCAACACAGACUUUUGCACUAUCCAGUAUUGGCAUGACAAGUUGCAACAUUCUUCCAGACCCAGACCACAUAUUUGCAAUGCAUAAUCCGCCACAGAAAACCAAAUCACGGAUGACAAGCGGAAGUACGCGAGAAGGAAACAAGAUUCCGGGCUCGCGACCGAUUUGGAGAAGGUAUAAUGCGGUGUACCUGUUAAUUUUGUGUUGCUAUUCGGCAUCAGGAUCAGCAUGAAAUACAGCAUGAGAAAAAAUGUUUGUCAUGCAGCGCUGGAUGCAUACUAGGGUAUAAAAAUGAUACUCCAUAUCAAAUUCACAUCAAACUACAGGUGAUCGGCAUGUGUAUGACAAAGAACCACCUUCCCUGUAUUGUCUUCAGCUUCGCCAUAUGGAUUGCAAAAAUGUCUGGGUCUGGAAGAUUGCAACUUGUCAUGCUAAUUCCGAAUAAUGCAAAAAUCUGUGUUGCAUGAGUGCCAAAAGCUGUCCACUUUCGACCAAGUUGGGAGGCAGUUUCUCAUGCAGGAUAGGCAUGAUAGAACUCUGACAGAAUCUGUGAUGCUAUGUCCUACAUACCAGACCACUCAUGGGUGAUGGAAAUCCUGCAUGACAAGUCUGGCACUCUUCCAGCCCCAGACAUUUUUACAUUUGAUACGCCAAGAAGCAGGUCGAGAAAAACGCGACGAGUUUGAAAAACCUGGAUCUCACGACCACGCAGGAGAAGCUGCUGAUCAAGGAGGUUUAUGCAUUGCAAAAGUAUCGUACUCGUACAGAUCGCAUGACAAAUUUGCUCAGCAUGAGAAAUACGAAUUUGUCAUGCUGUUUUACCCUGAGAGGAAGAUCUGUCAUGCAUAAGUGCGCAUAGUGUUAGUACGAGUGCGAUGCACUUUUGCAAUGCAUAAGGUUUUUCAAAACGCGGUGAAGACUCUCCCGCUGGAGGACCAACAGCUGCCGGCGAUCGAGCAGCUCUGGAACCUGGUGGUGAAGGGAAUCGGCAUCCACCACGGGGGGUUGUUGCCCGUGAUGAAAGAAGUCGUGGAGAUUCUGUUCCAGGAGAAUUUGUGCAAAGUACUGUUCGCCACGGAGACUUUCGCCAUGGGGGUGAACAUGCCCGCAAAAACCGUGGUGUUCGCCCAGGUCCGGAAGUGGGACGGGAAAGAGUCCCGGGUUUUGAACACAGCGGAGUACAUUCAGAUGGCCGGGCGGGCGGGUCGACGCGGGAAGGACAAGCAGGGCUUGUGUAUCGUGUUGGUGGACGAGAAAAUUGAACCCGAAACCGCGAAAACGAUGUUUUUGGGGAACACGACAAAACUAAUCUCCGCGUUUUACCUCGGCUACAACAUGCUUCUGAAUUUACUCCGGAUUGAGGGCGGGUCCGCAGAUAUGGAGAGAAAAAAGUUUGUCACAGUCACUAAGUGUAAGUUGCAGGUUUUGCAUUACAAAUUUUAUCUGCUAAGGAAAAUCAGCAUGCAUUACACAUUUCUUUGUCAAGGCAAAUGAGCAUUACAAAGUUUUUUCGUUUUUUGAAAGCAUUUUUGAUAGCAUCACAAGUUUUUUCGUUUUUUGAAAGCACUUCGUUUUUUGAAAGAAAGCACUUCGUUUCUCUAAAAGAAAGCACUUCGUGAAUAAAAAUAACUCAUGCGAAGAUAGGCGGCAGAUACUUCAACACCUGCGCAGCUUGCGGGGGGGUGACUCCUGUGGUCCCCCCCCACCAGCUGUGCCAUUUCUCAAAUCCCACAGGCGUGCGUUUUUUUUUUUCCAGCAGAGGCUGGCGGGGAACAAAUAGCCAGGGGGGCUAUUUCUAUGAAUAAAAGUAGACGAAUUACAAUUACUCGCCGCGUAGGUAAAAAGAUAAAAGCGACCAGCUUCAACAUCAAUUCAGCUGAGUCCCUACUUUCUUCUUGUCACUAUAGCAAAGUAAUUUUGAAGGAGGUGCUGGGCUGUUUGUGCGACAAUAGUGAAGCUAAAGAAUGUAUUGCUACUGGCCGGAGGAUUCUCUACGGGCCGCAACCACGGGCGAGCAGGAUGCAGGGUCGGAGUCGUGCGAAGACCGAGGCGUGGCGUGUGGGGACCGAGAUGCGACGGGAGCGGAUCUUAUCCAAAAGGUACGGCCUAAGGCCUCGGGAACGCCGAGUACACCCGCGCACUUCUUCGUGAAUCGCCCCCCGCUUUUUGCGCGACGGAUAUUAGAAAAAAAAAAAAGAAAAAGAACGAGAAAAGUCGGAAAAGAAAAAAAAAGAAAAAAUCAAAAGAAAAUAACAACAAAAAAAAAAAAGGAAAGAAAAAAAGAAAUCAGAAAAAAUUCAAAAGAAAACCGACCGAAAUCCACGCGCGAGAAGUUUUGCAAAAAAAAAAAAAAAAAGUUUUGCAUUACAAAUUUUUUUAGCAUCACAACUUCUCCUUGUAUUGCAGAAACACUAGGGAAAUCCCUUAUGAAGUGUGGCUGUGAUGCAUUUUUACGCAUGACAGACAAUUUUGUAUUGCAAAAAUGCCCAUGAGUGAUCGUGACGAACUUUUUUCUUUUGGUAGCAGAGUACAUGAUUGAGCGGAGUUUCCACCAGUUCCAGCGCGACAAGAAAACGUUAGCGCGGAAGGAGGAACUGGAGGCGAUAGAACUGAAGUUGGAGACGAAGUUCGACGAUUUGUGCGAAAGAUAUCUGACCGAUGUGGACUACGUGAAAGAGGUGGCGGAAAGGAGGAGAAAAGAAGAAUCAGCAGACGGCCAUGAAUCUCAAGCAGGAGGAAAAAUUUUUACAACAAGCUCGACUUCUUCAAGUUCUUCAUCAAAUCAUAGAUCUGGUUCAUCUACUUCAUCAUCGUCCGAUGCAACGAAAGCCGGCGCCGGUGCCGCGGGGGGAUCUUCAUGUUCUACAGGGAGCCAUGAUUUAUCCAACAGCACCGAGUUGCCGCAGCAUUUGCGGAGUGCAUCAAGUUCGAAGAAGAAGAAAAAGUCUUCGAAGGUGAACAAAAUAAAGGAUCAUGCGACAGGACGAGAAGUCAGCUCAGCGACAGCGGCGCAUAAAAAUCCAGAACUGAUAAAUUCUCCGCCUGUCUACAACAAACUCCAGGUGGAAAAAGAAACGAACAUCAAGUCGCCCGCCCAGUUGAACGAAAUUCUGCAAAAGUUCACGGAUCUGAACAGCACCACGGUUCUGCUGAGAGAACAACUAAACCUGUUGAAAAACAAGCCGGAAAAAAUCGCACCUUUUCUGAACGCAGGGCGAGUGGUGCAGGUGGACAAGUUCGGCUGGGGGUUUGUGCUCAACUUUCAAAGAAAAGUGUCGACUUUGCAGCAGGAUAAUACCGGGAAAAGGUACACCAGUCAGCAGGAUGAGGAAGACGACGAGGAAAAAUGGUGGAAAGAAUGGGUGGUCAACGUGUUUUUACCUUGCAAAGGAGAUGCUAGUAGUACCCCAGGAGCAGCUUGUGCAACAUCAUCUUCGGCCGCAUCUACUUCUUCGACAUCAAAAGAUAGCGUGGCAAGCAAGAAUUGUUCAACGGCGACAGGAAUGGAACCAAAAAUGCAACAGGACAACUAUCCCGAGCCCGGCACCGGCUCUGCCGCCGUGCUCCCCCUCGACAUUUAUCAAAUCACCAAGGUAAGCCAGAUCCGCGCCCAGCAGAUCGAGAAGCGAACGAAGGAGGAAGUUUUGAAGGUGAAGGAAACGCUGCUGGCGUCUUUAACUACGAUUAUCACGCAAUUUGAGGAGAAGGGGGGCGUUCCGGAAUUACAUUUGGAGAAAGAUUUGAAACACGACAAGGAGACGGUCUUGGAGAUUGAAAACUUGUUAAACGAGUGGAAAAAAACCGAGAAGGAAAUUUGGGACGUUGAGGACCAAGUUUUGUCCAAGUUCCACCCGGUGUUUCGGGAAAUCUUGCUGGAAAAAUUCGCGGAAAAGGUGAAGUUGGUGGAAAGGAAAAAGGAAUUAGAGCUGUUACUGGAAAAAUCCGCGCGGAUGCAGAGCGGAGGAAGUAGUUGCAGCAGCAGUAGUGGUACGGUGUCACCACCCGCUGCAGCUCUCGCAGACGGAAAUGAUGAUGAAGCAGCCGCGAAAAAUCUGCAGCUUGAUGUCACGAUCUCCAGCGAAAACAACAACGAAAAGAACAAGACUUCAGCAUCUUCUUCCGGAACAGCUACAGCCACUGCAACUACCUCCAGAAGUAUUAAAAACUCGACAUCUUCUACUUCAAAAGUCGAAAUCGACACCGGCGUGUUGGAGGACCUGCACGGCAUGCAGCAGGUGCUGCGCCAGCUGGACUUUGUCGACAAAAACAACGUUGUGCAGCUGAAGGGCAAGUUAGCGUGCGAACUCUCUUCCGCGGACGAAAUCCUCAUGACAGAACUCGUUUUCCGCAACCACUUCCAACAGCUGUCGCCGGAACACAUCGUUGCUUUGAUCUCCUGCAUGGUGUUCGACGAAAACAGCAAGGUAGGAAGCAACGGCGGGAAGGGCAAGGGAAAGGGCAAGGGACAUGGGGGAAAACAAGGAGGAGCCUCAAAGUCUUCUUCCUCGUCAACUGACCCCUCAAGCAGCGCAGACCCCACCCAGCAGAAUGCGGCCGCGCAACCCCCGGCGACCAAGUACCCUGAGCUACAAACGGCGUACGAGAACAUGCGCAACAUAGCCGCGGAAGUAGGAGAAACUAUGCAGAGAGCAAAGUUGCCGAACUUCGACAUCGAGAAGUACUGCGACAAACUGAAGCCGCAGAUGAUGGAUUUGUGUAUCCACUGGAUGGAGGGCUACGCUUUCCAGGAUUUGAUGAACGCAACGGACAUUUACGAGGGCAGCAUCAUCCGCGUCAUGCGGCGGCUGGAGGAAUUGUUGCGGGAAUUGGCGCAGGCGCUGAAGACGAUUGGGAACGUGCAAUUAGAGCAAAAGUUGCAGGAAGGCCGGAUGUAUGAAUUGCAAAUAUGUCUGGGUCUGGAAGAAUGCAAGCCUGUCAUGCUUGUCUCACAUGACUCUUAAAUCUGUAAUGCAUGAGCAGGAGGGGGAGGGCAGCUUCACUUCUUACCUGUCAUGGAAAAAUGCAGUUUGUCAUGCGGGAAGCGAAACACAUAGGACCUCAGGAGGUUGUCAUGCGUGGCUGCAUAACGCAGUGCGCCCACAAUGCACACACUAGCAUCACAAGUUUCCAGACCCAGACGUAUUUGCAGUUCAUAGGACGAAACUGAAACGCGGGAUCAUCUUCGCCGCAAGUCUGUAUUUGUAGACAUGCAUUACAAAUUUUUUCUUAAGCUAAAUCCGCAUGACAAAUUUUAUUUCUCAUGCUGAGGAUAUUUGUAAUGCAUUUAUACGAGUAAUAAACUUGUGAAGAAGUAGAAGAAGAGUUUUACUGGUGAUGACCAUUGUUUCAUUUCGCCUUCCUCGCUUGAAGAUGAUUCUGAGAAUGAAAAUAACGCGCAAGAACGCAGUACUACAGAACGGCCAAAAUAAAUUCACCCAACACCAUAAACGACGG
Messenger RNA from Amoebophrya sp. A120, 7307 nucleotides. NCBI's taxonomy places the organism in Eukaryota, Dinophyceae, Syndiniales, Amoebophryaceae. The record is from the annotation of a GenBank genome assembly.